Molecule: messenger RNA, 2859 nt
Organism: Diatraea saccharalis (sugarcane borer)
Lineage: Eukaryota; Metazoa; Arthropoda; Insecta; Lepidoptera; Crambidae
Source: the annotation of a GenBank genome assembly
AUGAUACGCGGUGGCAUGUGCUGUUGUCACGAUUCGGAAAAACCUGUAGAAUUUCCACUGUUUGUCACUUUCACGUUUUGUAUUUAUGUAUUUGUACCGAUGACUCCCGUAAGACAAAUACUGAUAUCAACGGCGGUAUGCCUGCUGGUAACCGCCUGCGCAGCGACAGAUCGCGCCGAACAAAACAUCACAACAACAAAAACUGUCAGGACAACAAUCUUACCCUCCCGGACAACCAGGACAGAGCUCAAGGUCUCCCGAAGUCUCAACCCUCACGACACCACCACUCUCAACGUCAAAACUAGACAGGGACAUAUGACACAACUUAUUGUCAAAAAAAAGGAUGCGAAGUCCACCACGCAUCAUGCUAGCACUACAGCAGCACCAACAACUGUCUCGCUCAAAACUACUGUCCCUGCCAAAGUAAAUGUUACCACUGAGGAACCCAAAAAUAAGACAGAGACCAGGGAUCAAAGAAAACUUAACUUUGUUGGCCCUUUGAACAGCGAUCUAGCUGGGUACGAAUAUUACUCCUCCAACCGCAACAAGAACCCUGAAGUUUUCUCUGAAGUCAAAGCAGAAUAUGGCAACUGGUCACCUGUAUCUGUUUAUCCAGAAUCUCACAUUCAAGAAGAUGGUGGUAAACCUGAAGCUGACCCAGAGACAUCAAGCUAUUACCCCACAUAUGACAAUGAUAAAAGAACCGAAAAUAAAAAAGUUUACAUCACAUCCACUAGCUACUUAGAUUACGGUGGUCCCAUAAAGAAUUAUAGGUUCGAUCCGCAUAACCCAGUUAUUAAGAACGACCGAAACCCUGUUUAUAUUGAAGUAGUCAGUACGAAAGUAGCCGAUGAAGGAAAGUCAUUCAAGGUUCCUGACCCAGUGGUCAUAAGCUCUGAACCAAUGUAUUUAAAGAAAGCCGUAGAAAAGUAUAAUAACAAGCGGGGCAGAUCAAUUUUGACUCUCGGUGAAGACGGUAUACCAGAAAUUCAGGGCGUGAGAGUGCCAGACGACGAAUCCGAUAAAAAAACAUGGAGAAAUGCUAGAGUUGUUAAUGGCGAGUUGUUGCCGUAUCCAGAAGGAUACACACCAGCUAAAGCAAUCUCAGAGAUUGAAGGGUACGUCGACGGAUCAUCCGAGGAACCCACCGAAAGCUUCGGCCCUUUCACUAAAGACGACAACUUCGAGCAAAAAGAUGGACCGUUUACUAAAUUUGAUAACUUGAAAUUUGAUGCCAACGACGUCCGUGACGAUAUCGAUAUCUAUACUAACAAUCCAUCUUACGGUCAGAAACAGAGACUAGAAAAACUUAAAUCCGGCUACGGCUAUGGACCUUUCACUAAAGCUGACAAUUCGAAAGUAGCCAACUCAAAACUAAUUGAAUAUAUAAAACAAAUAAAUGAACAAGAAUUGAAACGUGACUACUUCAGCGGUCGCAGUUCAAGGGCACAUACUGGUGACCUAGAUUACGCCGAAAGCCAUAUUCAAAGACGUAUGCUUCAACACCCUGGAGAAGUUAACUACCCCAACUCUCUUAUGUAUACCCCAAAAAACGCGAAACCAAGUUUCGAUGAAAGCGUAAGGAAUCCUGUCCUACAAUAUGCUCACCCGGAACUCGGAGUACAGCCAGCUAAAGCUACACGAGACAAUAUCGAUAAUUACAGCGACCGAAAAAUUAAGUACUACUCCAGUGUACCAAAAAGCGCCCAUCCCUACCCUAUGGAACCUAUCAACGGCUAUGGACAGCAAAGAUCACAAGGUAAUAUUAAUGCUAACCGAUACUAUGAAGAUGAACACAAAAAGUUCUCCUACUAUGAAAACAGUCACAGCCCCAGCUACUCUUAUGGUUACGGUUACAUAAGGAGAACUCCAGAGCCAUCUCUCUGGAAAAGAUUUACCGAUUCUAUGAAGGAUACUAUACACAGCGCCACCCAAACUGUUCAACAAUUCACAAAGCCCAUAAUGGACCCUAUAGCUAAAGUAACACAGCCCGUUCUCAAUCCUUUAGUAGAAGCCACACAGAAGAUCUCUCAUAACUUGGGACUGUAUCCUUCAAAUUCUAUUCAAACACAGAGGUACGCCCAAGACAAAAUUGGAGUAGCAGCAGCGGCAACCGGAGGUACAGCCAUGCUUCCAGCUAUUGGUCUGAUGGCAGGCGGAGCAGCUCUGGGGUUGGGAGCUGUCGCGAUGGGCAGACUGCUCGACGUCAACUUGAUGCGUUCAGCUGGCUUAUCAGACGAUGAUAUUCAAGAUGAACUUGAAAAGGAGCACAAAAGAGCAUUCAGUAAUGCGCCUUAUGACAUCGAUAGAGAUAUCUUGAGCAGACAAAAAGUAUUUGACGACAAUUAUAAAAUGCCUAGUGAGAACGUAUACGUAGUAAUGUCACCAGACGGUGGCCAGGCGAGAUCAAAACGGGAUGUACUCGAAUUCCACCAGGAUCCGGACCAUGUAACAUUGAGGCGAAGAAAACGAAUAUCCAAAAGGUCAUUAGAUAAUGACAUGCCAGAAGAUCUGCAGCACUUGGACAGCCAGCAGUCGUCUUCGUCGUCGCUCACGUCAGCCGCCAUGGACCUAGUGAAGCAGACUGAUUGGCGGGACUCGCAGUGUGCCAAGUAUACCUUCUGUAAGGUGCUCACGUCUCAGCCUUCCGACUCAAUCUUCGCGAUGGAGAAAAAAAUGGAAUCACUACUCAAGUUACGGCGUGCCGCCGUGCGCGCGCGCGCUUGCAGGUUACGCAACCUGCGGCCUUUGGUGAAAGUGGCCGGACCACAUUCCGAGUUUGUUUGGACCACGAGUUCCCCGCGUCGUCUCUGGCUCGAGAUAGAAGGCAUUAUGCAACGAUUUCGUUCACGCCGAUGA